Messenger RNA from Pelagomonas calceolata, 3653 nucleotides. NCBI's taxonomy places the organism in Eukaryota, Pelagophyceae, Pelagomonadales, Pelagomonadaceae. The record is from the annotation of a GenBank genome assembly.
GAGCAGACAGCCAAAUUUCAAAUAAAUCGGCCUCAUACGCGCCGAUACGCGGUUCACCUGACGAGCCACAGCUGCUGUGAACUCCUCUAAUAGCGGUGAGCCGCUGCGCGCGAGAAAACGCCGCGCUGCGCCGCGUAGAAGCUGCGCAAAGCAAAUUGGCGCCGCCGCUCUUUGGCACAUAACACAGCCGCGCGGGCCACAAACGAGCAACCAUGGACGACGACUUCGAGAUGGACGAGGCGGAGCUCGAGCGCAUGGAGGAGGAGAUGAUGGCCGAGCAGGCCGCGGCCAAGAGCGGCCAGCCCGAGCCCGACGAGGCCCCCACCGACUGGGUGGCCCCCUUCCUGCGGCCGCCGCCGCCGGCGGAUAUUGCUUCUAGAGCCAUCGCCUUCCAGUGGGUGUCCAUCGACAUGUACACGGGCGAUCCCCUACCUUCCCACCCUAGAGGUGGUCGGGUACCGGGCGGCAACAAGCGGCCUGUACCUAUUGUAAGGUUAUACGGUUCGACGGAAGAGGGCCAGUCCGUCUGCGCCCACUGCCACGGCUUCACGCCCUAUUGUUUUGCCCAAGCGCCUCCUGACUUGGAUCCGGAUGAUCGAUCCGCGGGGCCGAAGAUGCGAGCAGCUCUAGAUGCCGCGCUCCGGUCAAAGUGCACAGGACAAGAAAAAUACGCUUCCGUACUCUGCUUAGGCGUGGAGAUUGUGCGCGGCAAGCGAAGUAUAUUAGGAUACAACACGGAGAACAAACCUUUUGUCAAAGUAUACCUAUCGUUACCUACGCUAGUACCCAAGUUGAAACGCUGCUUGAGCGAAGGCGUCGGUGUCGGCAAGGACGUCGCCUGGCGCGCGCAGACGUAUGAGAGCAACGUGCCCUUUGUGUUGCGGUUUAUGAUCGACAACAACCUAGCCGGCGGCUCGUGGUGCGAGGCGCCCGCGGGGAGCUUCUUUUUGAGAGGUACGCCGGGCAAGCUGCCGAAGGCUACGAGAUGUGACGUGGAGAUCGACGUCAUCUUCGACUCGCUGAUUGCUCAUCCUUGUGAAGGGAGCUGGUCUCGGUUGGCCCCUCUACGCGUCCUCGCGACGGACAUCGAGUGCCAGGGCCGCAAGGGCCACUUCCCGGAGCCCGAGAAGGACCCCGUGAUCCAGAUUUCUUGUGUGGUGCAACUGCAAGGUUCGGAUGAGCCCCUGUGCCAAGUGAUCUUCACGCUGAACGGCUGCGCGCCCAUAAGCGGCGCGGAGGUCGUCCCCUCGAAGACCGAAGAAGAACUCCUGCAAAAAUGGUCUACUUUUAUAAGAAGGGUCGACCCGGACAUCAUCACGGGGUAUAAUACGCAAAAUUUCGACAUGCCGUACUUACUCAAGAGAGCCGCUGCCUUGGCUAAAUCAGGGAAAAAAUUAGGAACGUUCUUCGAACUAGGAAGGAUUGUGGGUAGUAGAGCUAGGAUGCGGGAGACGUCGAUCCAGAGCGCGCAGAUGGGUAAACGCGAGAACGUCGACACGACGGUCGACGGUCGGGUCAUGUUCGAUUUACUACCGUGUGUGGCGGCGUCCUGCCUUCAGUCUUCGCGUCGACGGCGUCGCCAGCACGCCAUCGCCGCGACGCCACACACACAACAUCGCAACGAAUCGCUCGCACCAAAAGCGCGACACGCGCAGGUACAUGUUCCGCAACCACAAGCUCUCGUCCUACUCCCUCAACUCCGUCUGUGCGGAAUUCUUAGGAAUGCAGAAGGAGGACGUGCACCACUCGAUUAUCUCGGAGCUGCAGCAGGGCACGGACGAAGAUCGGAGAAGAUUAGCGGUCUACUGUAUUAAGGACUCCUACCUCGUGAUUCGAUUGAUGUGGAAGCUCGCGGUGCUGAUUAAUUAUAUUGAAAUGGCUCGUGUUUGUGGCGUACCUUUGGACUACUUAUUGAACCGAGGCCAGCAGAUCAAGGUCUUCUCCAUGCUUUUGCGGAGGUGCCGCGCCGAGAAUUUGUUAGUGCCGAACCUCGCGAAGCACGGCAACAACGAGGACGUCAAGUUCGAGGGCGCUACCGUGAUAGAACCGAAAAGAGCUUUUUAUGAAGAACCCAUCGCGACGUUAGAUUUCGCGUCUCUGUACCCGUCGAUCAUGCAAGCCUACAACCUGUGCUACUCGACUUUAAUCUCGAAGACGGACGCGGAGCGCCAGUUCCCCGGCGGCUCGGGCACGGCCUACAAGCCGUCGCCGCAGUGCGUGGACGGGGUCCACCACUUCGUCACGGCCUCGACCCGAAGAGGUAUCUUACCUAGAAUUCUGGAAGAUCUACUAGCAGCUCGAAAGCGCGCCAAGGCGGACAUGAAGAAGGCCACGGACCCCAUGGAGAAGGCCGUGCAGAACGGCCGGCAGUUGGCCCUGAAGAUUUCCGCGAAUUCUGUGUAUGGUUUUACGGGUGCCGCGGUGGGCCAAUUGCCCUGCCUGCCCAUCGCGUCGACCACGACGGCCUACGGUAGAACUUUACUGCUACGAACCAGAGAAUUCGUCGAAAGUACCUACACCAUCGCGAACGGGUACCCCGCCAACGCGGAAGUGGUCUACGGCGACACGGAUUCGGUCAUGGUCAACUUCGGCUUCGGGGAUGUUGCUGAGACGCUCCCAAAGGCGGAAAAAGUCGCCGAGGAAGUGACGAAGAUCUUCCCUGCGCCAGUGAAAUUAGAGUUCGAAAAAGUAUACUUUCCUUACUUACUCAUGAACAAGAAGAGGUAUGCUGGUUUAUUAUGGACUAGACCAGAAACCCAUGACUACAUGGACGCCAAGGGUCUCGAGACCGUUAGAAGAGAUAAUUGUUUACUCGUGAGGCAGUUGGUGGAUGGUUGUUUGAGAAAGAUCAUUAUCGAGAGGGACACGAGCGCGGCGAUUAACUAUGCGAAGCGAGCCAUUGCUGAUUUGCUGCAAAAUAAGAUUGACAUCGGUCAUUUGGUCAUUACCAAAGCCUUGUCCAAAGAGGCCGACUCGAAGGAUUAUAAAGCAAAAUCCGCCCAUGCGGAAUUAGCCAAAAGGAUGCGCCAGCGCGACCCGGGCAGCGCGCCGAACGUCGGCGACCGCGUCCCGUAUGUCAUCGUCCAAGCUCCCAAGGGCACGGCCGCGUACGAGAAGGCCGAGGACCCCGUCUAUGUGCUGGACCACAACCUGCCACUGGACGCGUCGUAUUACUUACAAAAUCAGUUAGCGAAACCCUUAACGCGCAUCUUCGAGCCGAUCAUCAAGGACCCCGAGUCGACGUUAUUGCGGGGCGACCACACGCGCGUCGUCGCGAAGCCGACGCCCGUGGCAAGAAAGGGCGGCAUCAUGGGCUUCACGAAGAAAACAUUACAUUGCUUGGGCUGCAAGGCGAAAAUAAGUUCGGGCACGGUCUGCGGGCACUGCAAGCCGCGCGAGGGCGAGGUCUACCUGAAGCGCGUCCACGAGUGCAUCGAGCACGAGCGGACCUUCAACGAGCUCUGGACGCAGUGCCAGCGGUGCCAGGGCUCCCUGCACCAGGACGUCCUCUGCUCGAAUUCGGACUGUCCGAUCUUCUACAAGCGCAAGAAGGUCCAGGCCGACCUCCGCGACUCGUCGAGUCACCUGCAGCGCUUCGACGUGGACUUCUCCUGGUAGUUUGCUUGGGUGGGCGUAACUUAGGUUUAGGUGUA